UACUUACUAUUAAAUUGUUUUGAUUCAACAAGUACAAUUGCAAUCAAUAAUCAAACAAUUACUGAUGACUUAUUAGAUAAUAGUUUUAUCUAUAUAUGCGGUGGUUUGGAUGGCACAACCUAUUUGUCUCAAUGUUAUAAAUAUAACAAACAGACAGGUAUUUGGGAAACCAUACAAUCCCUGACCACUAAACGAGAUUUAUUUAGUCUGAUUUCAUACGAUUCAAAACUGUAUGCAAUCGGCGGCUAUAAUGGUAAAACUUUAAAUAGCAUCGAAACAUACGAUACACUAACAAAUAAAUGGCAAUCAAUAGCACCGAUGAAUAUAAUACGCCAUCAACAUGAUGCAACUGUAAUUCAAAAUACAAUAUAUGUAUGCGGUGGUCUAAAUGGCAAUGUAUUCAAAACAUGUGAAUAUUAUUCACUAACUACUAAUGAAUGGCAUUUUGCUCAACCAAUGGCUACGGAAAGGCGUUGUCUGGAACUGGUAGCUAACGAUGGCUUUAUAUAUGCUAUCGGCGGUCAUAAUGGUAAAGAAUAUUUGAAUACAAUGGAAAGGUAUGAUAUAAAAACACAACAAUGGCAGCCAAUGGGAUAUAUGAGAUAUGCUAGAGGUUACUUUGGUUCAGCAUUAUUUAUGGGCAAAUUAUAUGUUUGCGGCGGUUUGGGUAAUACUGAUCAAAAAUCAUGCGAAUCAUAUGAUCCGAAAGCAAAUCAAUGGACACCAAUUGCAUCUAUGCUAUUAGACAGACAUUAUUUUAAGUUAAUUGCAUUUAAUGAGAAAUUAUAUGCAUUGGGUGGUCAAGGAAAAGAUGGUAAACCAACUGAAACUGUUGAAGUUUAUGAUUAUAAAUCCAAUCAAUGGUAUUAUACGACAUCAUUGCCGAAAAAAAUUUACGCUUUUGGGGCAACUGUUUAACAAAGUUAUAGUACAAAAUUAUUGUAGUU
Molecule: messenger RNA, 947 nt
Organism: Oppia nitens
Lineage: Eukaryota; Metazoa; Arthropoda; Arachnida; Sarcoptiformes; Oppiidae
Product: kelch-like protein 5
Exons: 9
Molecular function (GO): protein binding
Source: RefSeq, a predicted model, not a curated record